CACAUAAAGAAGAGCAGAAGGUUGAGGAUAAACCAGGAGAGCCUCCUAUGAAAUUGAAGAAAACUGUUGGACCCACAUCGGUGGUUGAGAAACACGUGACUUCUCAAGCAAGAAGUGUGGUCCUGAAGAAGCCCUUGCCGUUUCCCAGCACUUCACUUAUUAAGGCCCCAGUGAAACAUUCAGCGGCAGAUUUUAAAGGGGUCAUCCCUAAGAAGUCUUCGCUUGCCACAGGUUCUCCUGCUUCAGGUGGCCUUUCGUCCUCACGGCCACCUUUGUCCUCCUACGGAGCCCAUCCCAUGCCUAAAAAACCAUUCCCUCCCUCCAGCGCAGGGGCAGGGCUUAAGAGACCUGUGAUGUCUUCUGCCUCUUCUUCAACCACCCCCUUGCCUCCACAAGCCAAGCUAGCUGCCAGCGCCGGCCAGUCACAGCCUAAUUCCCAGAUUCGACAAAACAUACGGAGGUCUCUUAAAGAAAUUUUGUGGAAAAGGUAAGAACGCUGAUGUUUAAUAAAUUUGAUGUUUAAUAAAUUUAUAGGCCGCCCAAUCCCGAAGGACUCCGUGCGGCUUACAACAAUAGUAUAUAUUCCUGUUGAGAAGGAAAUACUUUAAGGUUCCAUGUUAAGGAUUUUCGUUUCAGUACAUUCUACAGAAAGGAAAAGCGGU
Molecule: messenger RNA, 662 nt
Organism: Thamnophis sirtalis
Lineage: Eukaryota; Metazoa; Chordata; Lepidosauria; Squamata; Natricidae
Source: RefSeq, a predicted model, not a curated record